CUGAGCACACCUUACUUUACAGACAGCUGGCAUUUCAUGUGCUUUCCCUUAGAGAGAGAGGACACUGCACCAGAGACACCAUCAUCUUUUCUCAACAUAAAAAAAGAAAAUGAGCAAGUUUACACUCCCUGAACUUUCCCAAGAACAAAAAGACCUUUUUCAAGAGGCAUUUGCUACUGAUUUGGAAUAUUUAAAAUCGAUUGAGAAAAAUAGUCAGUCUUCCUACGGUCUCUUCCUUCAAAUAUGCAGCACGCCAUCACUUUCUAUACUUACUGAAGAGGAGGUCCAGGGGCUCUUUCAGCUUGGCAAUCGCUCAGAACAGCAGGCAGCAACCUUGAAAUCGGUGAAAGAAAAGGGCCCAAAAGCAACACUUCUGUUCUAUUUAUGCUUAUAUAUGAACAACAGUGAGCUCUAUGGACACCUGCCUAGUUCCCAGAGUACUGAUAAGAAACUGGAUCAGUUAUCAAAGUUAAGAGAUGAAUUCCUUGUUUUGCUGAAAACCUCCUUUAAUGAAACCUUGCUAAAGUCUGGCUUUUCAGGUGUGUCAAAACCCACAGCCUCUGUAGCAGCUGUGCGGCCAAAUAUACAUAUAAAAGAUGAAAGGCAAGAUAAGACAAAUGAUGAAAAAGAAUCUGAAUCGGAUGGUCUGAAGAAAGACACACAGGAUUCCCAGCAAGUGACAGAAAGGAAUCGAGGAAAAGAGAAAAUGAAAAAAGAGACAGAGUCCCUCUCUGUUGAUGUUGACAGACCUCGUCCAAAGUACCAGAGACGAUGGGGUAUAAAGAAGGAUGAUGAGUUCUUCCAUUUUAUCGUUAUCUGCUUUUCAAUUGGAGCAACCCUCAUCUGUUCUUAUAGCUACGCAGAUUGGACAAUAUCAGCAGGCAUUGGUCUUAUUUGCUUUGCAACGAUAGAGACCAUCGCAAUCUAUUUUGGUUUAAUUGAACAAAUCCGUAGAAUCCUUGAUUACCUCCAAACUGUCAAACUGCCUGCAGGUUUACCAUCUUGGCCAAAACGGAAAUAGCAAAGAAUUUCAAUUCAGGAGUUCGUAGUAUAAGACAUAAGCAGAAAAUCUGUAAAUGUGAAGAAUUUGCACAAAAAGGCAACAAACAGUAUUGUAUGCCUUAACCUUUUAGCAACCAGAACGGUUUCACAUCCACAGCAGGCAGCCUGACCUGGAACUUUAUCAACGUGCCACUUUGAACAGACCUGUGCUCAAAAAUAUGUUGAAAUAUAUGUCUCUAUGGUUUAUCUGUUGUACUAUUCAAUCCAAUUGCACAAACUGACCAAAUAUUGCUCACCCCUGCUCCAAUUCUUUAAUUGUCAGUGUUCAUUGGGUGCCAAUUAGGUCUAGGCAGAAAGUUCCCACUUAUCAAAUACACUUUUUACCCAGCCUUAUUAACCAAUAGUAUAUACUCCUGCCAAUCCACUAAUCAUAUAGUAAGAUGUCACAUUCCUUCUGUCUUACUUGAAAUGCAAUAUACUGCGCAUUGAGCGUUCAAGUAUACAUCCACACUAAAUCGGAGCGUAUUAAAUAUAACGUGAACUGCUUUAGAGUUGUAGAUCUGUUAAAAUAAAAUGUUAACUAUAAUGUAUUUUUCUACCAAUGUAAUAAAGACUGUUCCCAGUAUUAACACCAAAC
Messenger RNA from Pelobates fuscus (common spadefoot toad), 1639 nucleotides. It is a transcript of the gene TMEM40, whose product is annotated as transmembrane protein 40. The transcript has 13 exons. The record is from RefSeq and is a predicted model, not a curated record. Lineage: Eukaryota; Metazoa; Chordata; Amphibia; Anura; Pelobatidae. Bases 110 to 1021 code for a protein of 303 amino acids.